Naegleria lovaniensis is the source of this 351-nucleotide messenger RNA. RefSeq lists its product as uncharacterized. The coding region runs from base 1 to 351 and encodes 116 amino acids. Lineage: Eukaryota; Heterolobosea; Eutetramitea; Acrasida; Naegleriidae. Gene Ontology annotation, cellular component: axoneme; ciliary base. The record is from RefSeq and is a predicted model, not a curated record. The transcript is spliced from 2 exons.
AUGGCGGACAUUGUGGUGCGAGUGAUGGAAUAUUUACUGGACGAGAAGUUUGGCGAAGCUGUGGAGGAGUUUGCAAACAAGCAUUGUGAUAUUUUUGAAAUCGAUGAAGAGGAACAAAAACUUGAAUAUACAAACGUGUACAAUAAAUUCCUAAAACUCUUUGAGGCAAAGGUAGAGGAAAUGUUGAAGGAAAAUGGAGUAACUCCUCAACAAUUUUAUAUUGAAUGUAAGAAACUGUCCGAUGCCGGUGAUCAGGAAAUUGUCGAGUUUUUACUGGCCUUGUCUGAUUACGAAGUUUUCCUCAAUAUGAUGAAAGAAAUUAAAUUAAGAAAAUUAGGAAGAGAGAAAUAA